Messenger RNA from Drosophila eugracilis, 611 nucleotides. It is a transcript of the gene RpS12, whose product is annotated as 40S ribosomal protein S12. NCBI's taxonomy places the organism in Eukaryota, Metazoa, Arthropoda, Insecta, Diptera, Drosophilidae. Gene Ontology annotation, biological process: translation. The coding region runs from base 69 to 488 and encodes 139 amino acids. Gene Ontology annotation, cellular component: ribosome; cytosolic small ribosomal subunit. Gene Ontology annotation, molecular function: structural constituent of ribosome. The transcript is spliced from 4 exons. The record is from RefSeq and is a predicted model, not a curated record.
CGCUCAGCCAAUUUUGGUCUCUUUCUUUCCGGUUGUCAAAAGUGCAGUGCAUCCUAUACCGCUAAACAAUGGCCGACGUUGAUGUUGAUGUUCCCUCCGCUGCCCCUGUGCUCGAUGGCGCCAUGGACAUUAACACCGCCCUGCAGGAGGUCCUGAAGAAGUCCCUGAUCGCCGAUGGACUCGUCCAUGGCAUCCACCAGGCCUGCAAGGCCCUGGACAAGCGUCAGGCUGUUCUGUGCAUCCUGGCCGAGUCCUUCGACGAGCCCAACUACAAGAAGCUGGUCACCGCUCUGUGCAACGAGCACCAGAUCCCCCUGAUCCGCGUGGACUCGCACAAGAAGCUGGGCGAAUGGUCCGGUCUGUGCAAGAUCGACAAGGAGGGCAAGCCCCGCAAGGUGUGCGGCUGCUCCGUGGUCGUGAUCAAGGAUUUCGGUGAGGAGACACCCGCUUUGGACGUGGUUAAGGACCAUCUCAGACAGAACAGCUAAACUGCUGUAACCUGUCUGUUGAAUGAGAGACUACGUGAAAGUUUUUUUUAAGCUAUUCGCUAAUUGAAAAUAAACGUAAUGCACCUGAAUCCAGAUGAAAAUAAAAGAAAGUUGACCUUUUUA